CGGAAAUUGAAUGGAAUGGCCGCCGACAGUGACAAAUAAAGAGGAUGGAUGAUGAUGAUAAUGAUGAUGAUGAUGAUCGAUGAGCGUGCUGCACAGACAGACAGACACUAGUAUGAGUAUGACUCAACUGAUCAGAAGCAAGGAGCAGCAGUAGCACUCGUGUCACAUACAUACGUACCUCUCUAAUCCCUCUCUACUACUGUCUGCUCUGUAUGGUACUCAGUACUAAUGCCAGGACUAAUAUUAUCAUCAUUAUCGUUAUCAUUAUUAUUAUAGCGAGUCCCCCAGCGCAGCCCCCUCGUCAGGCAGGCCGGCCGGCCCCCCAAUGCCAUCAUCACCAUUAGUCUUUACUCAUCGCCUGCCUUGCCUUGCCUUGCUUUUUCCGUGUCCCUCCAUCUCUCCCUCUUCUCUUCUCUUCUCUUCUCUCUUCUCUUUGUUGUUGAAGCGCACACUACACUCCACUACACUACACUGCAAGGGUCUCCGUGGAGGAGCAUUCUUCUAUCUACCUCUAUAUCUAUCUUCGUGUGCUAUUUAUGCGUUGUUGAAGAAGCUAAGCUAAGCUAAGCUAAGCUAAAGAUGCCAAGACCAGCAGGCUCAAGGCCUUAUGAGUGCGUCAGAAGAGCGUGGCACAGCGAUAGACACCAACCCAUUAGGGGUUCUCUCAUUCAAGAAAUUUUCAGGAUUGCCAAUGAAGCUCACUGCCCAUCCACCAGAAAGAACCGGGAGUGGCAAGAGAAGCUCCCCAUUGUUGUCUUGAAAGCUGAGGAAAUCAUAUAUUCCAAAGCCAACUCAGAGGAUGAGUAUUCAGACCUCAAAACACUUUGGAAGAGAGUAAAGGAUGCGAUCGACGUGAUAAUACGAAGGGAUGGGAGCACUGAAACUGGGCAACUAAUUCUGCUGCAGCCUUGCAUUGAAGCUGCGCUGCAUCUGGGAUGCACUCCGAGAAGAUCAUCAAGAAGCCAGCAUAACGAGUGUCCAGGACAUGGACAUAAUAAUUACCUGAUGAGUAGGCAGCCUGAAACCAUCAAGAUGCAGCAGCAGGCGGCUACCUACGCCUACACCUCAGCUUCUUCUAUUCCUGUUCCUGUUCCUGUUCCUGCCAAACCCACUCCCACUCCCACUAUCGUCGAUGCCCUCCAUCAUGCAGCAUCAAUGGACUCCCUCCAUCCCUCCUGCUUGAGGACAGGCGGCGACGAUUCUAGUGUCAAGGCAAGAAAUGCUCCCAACGGCUACUCCUCCCCCUCCCAUGGCAACAACUUCUUGAUCAUGGAUUCCAAUCCAAGGGACGUACAAAUAUAUCCGCUGCUGCAUGACCCAAAACUGCUCGGUAGUUCCUCGGAGCCUAAUUGGAACUUUCAUUCCCCGCAGCUUACGUCUAUGGGCAACCAAAGGCUUUCCUCCAGUAGUAAUAAUAAUCAUGUAGCGGCGGCGGCGGCUUGUGCAGCAGGAGGCGGCGGCGGCUUUCACGAACGCAGCAGCACUUCAGACAAGGAGUGUGAUUUAACCUUGCGUCUGGGUUCUUCUCCAGCAGCAGUGCCCCUAAAAGAUGGGAAAGGAUGGUCGCUCAUCAAGCAAGCUCCUCCCGGUGGGGAGGGGAGGAAUUCGUGGGCUGCUUGGACCCUUUGCCAUUCUCAAAAAAUGUAGCAGCUAGCUAGCAGGCUAGGUGAAGGAAGGAAGGAAGCAAGCAAGGAAGGAAGGCCGGCCAAUUGGAUAUUGAUUGAUUGUGCGUGGGGGGUUGUUCUUCCUGGCUACAACUCUGGUAGCUGCUGCCCUGCAGACAUUGGCGGGCGGGUGGGUGGGUGGGGCGGUCUGCCAAAUUUGAAACCCUCAAGUCACUCAGUCAGUCUGCUGGUCGGCUUCUGUCUGCCUGUCGUGUGUAAGAUGAAGGGAAAGCCAGUCCGUCUGCUGCCGGCCAAGCAGUAAUGCUUUGGAUUGGAUGCUACUCCAGUCAUAGGUAACUCUGGUGCAUAAAAUGACCGGAGAUUUCAUCAAAUCCCCAAAAACAGAGGAUUGGAAAUAACUCGGCACUAUAAUAUACAAAUCGUCCUUCACCAUUGCAGCCUCAAUUUGAGAUUUUUGCCAAAAAAAAAAAAACUAGAGAAAGAAAAGAGAAAUAAGGGCUUGAACAAGAACAAUAAUAAAAUAGCAAGACUUUGAAUUAAAGUGCAACUUGGGGAAAGAAAGUGGAUAGUUAAUGCAGUGGAUAAUUUAAUGUU
Molecule: messenger RNA, 2219 nt
Organism: Andrographis paniculata
Lineage: Eukaryota; Viridiplantae; Streptophyta; Magnoliopsida; Lamiales; Acanthaceae
Exons: 4
Coding region: 580-1647 (355 amino acids)
Biological process (GO): regulation of DNA-templated transcription
Molecular function (GO): transcription coregulator activity
Source: RefSeq, a predicted model, not a curated record